UGCUAGGGAACUUGAUGCCGUAAAGCUUCUGUCAAAAUUUUCGUUUUCAUUUCUCGGCCUAUGCCACUAGUAUAAAGAAACAUGGCGGGUUUAGAGGUGUUAUAUACCUGUGUCGCAGGUAGCAUCAGCUGCCCACAGGACGCCGUGGUGUGUUUCGUUCACUGGGAGAUGAUAAAAAGUGGGUACCGCUGUAUCGGCUCCGGAGACGAGCCUCGCAGCAGUGAUAAGAAGUCAGAGCUACUACCCGCUGACUGGAACAGCAGUAAGGAGUUAUACAGUCUGCGUUACAAAGCCGGCGACUCUGAGACACAGAUGCUGCUCAAAGCCAUCGCUGUUGACUCCACCUUGAUCUUCAACCUGAUGAACUCCAGCACUCAGCAGGUGACGGACUUGACGGUGAACAUUAGUGAUCACGUUGAUGCCGACCAGCUGAACACAUUCGACAGCGUCUUCAAAGACAAGGACAGUUUGUCAGAGAAGGUGAGGACUCAGCUUCUGCCCUCCCAGGACAGACCAACGGGACAGAGGGGAGAGAGGAAGAGUCGGAGGGAGGAGGAAGAGGAGGAGCAGAGAAGAAGAGGGGAGGACAGCGACCCCCUCCGCAUGCCCAGCAGACAUCCUCACCACGGGACACAGCCUCACUGGCCGGGUCCCAUGGUUCCUCCGUUCGCAGCUGGAGGAGCAGAUCUGGAUCCCUUCGGAACUCGUGGUGGUGGUGGGAUGAUAGUCGACCCGUUGAGGCAGGGGUAUCCUCGCUCUGGCUUUGACCCGUCUAGCGGUAUACCAGACAUCCUGCCUCCUGGAGCCGUCCCCCCGGGAGCUCGCUUCGACCCGUUUGGGCCCGUCGGACGCCACAGACCAGGGCCUGAUCCGGACCACAUGCCUCCCCCCGGCUAUGACGACAUGUUCAUGUAGGGUCCAGGAGUGUUUCCUGCUUUUCUAUUUCCUGAUUGCUUCCUGACAAUAGUCGCCGUCUUCACCUACCUGAGGGUUUGGUUUCACCCAGUUUAGUGGCCCUCAAGUUUUGAUUUUCUUCACUGUUCACAUGAAGAGAAGGGUUUCUCUUGGGAUUGUUAAUUUCAUCCAUCAGAUUUAAGAAGAAAAGAUGAUGUGCUAAUAAUACCUGAAUAUUUGUGAGUUUUGUUAUUUCUCAAACACUGAAGUGGUGAGGUGAAGUCAGGACUCGCUGCAGGGCUGGCAGGUUGCUGUGCAACAAACCAAAUAUAAAAGUGAAAACCCAUCUUCUCUCUGACUAAAUAAAGAGUGAGUCAUAUGUUCAGAUUCUCACCAUCGCCAUUAAACUGCAUCGGAAAGUCAAGAUUUAUUCAUCCAUUGAUUUCUUUUUUGUAAUUCUGUUGUGAGUGUAUUAAAAAGCUUAACAUAUGAUUCUUUAAACCUGUUUUUGUUUGGAUUGUUGUUGGUUGAAACAACACAGCUGAUUAAUUAGUUCAUGCCAAAAUAAAAACCUGACUUUA
Molecule: messenger RNA, 1475 nt
Organism: Mugil cephalus (flathead mullet)
Lineage: Eukaryota; Metazoa; Chordata; Actinopteri; Mugiliformes; Mugilidae
Gene: psmf1
Product: proteasome inhibitor subunit 1
Exons: 7
Coding region: 82-915 (277 amino acids)
Biological process (GO): proteasome-mediated ubiquitin-dependent protein catabolic process
Molecular function (GO): endopeptidase inhibitor activity; proteasome binding
Source: RefSeq, a predicted model, not a curated record